GGGAAAAAAUUCAACCAUCCCCGCAUAUCAAAUUUAGAACAGAGCCAGCAUCCCCAGAGACCACCUCAGAUUCAGCUAAAUCUUCUACUGCUAAAUCCCUAAAACUUCGACAUCAAACUCAAAUACAACAAGAACAAUACUCAACUUACCAGAAACAACAUGGCCGGAUCGCAGACUGUUGAAGAACUGUUCAUGAACAAUGAAGAACUACCAGAGAACUAUAUCCACAAAGACAGUAAAGGAUUCAUGGAUGCAUCACCCUCAUCAAUGGAGAUUCCGGUUAUUGAUCUGGGUCUUCUUAUAUCUUCAUCACCCACUGUGGAGGAACUAGAGAAAUUUCGUGCAGCUCUUAGCUCAUGGGGUUGCUUUCAGGCAAUCAAUCAUGGAAUGACAGAUUCAUUCCUAGACGAAGUACAAGAAGUUUCUAAGCAAUUCUUUGCACUUCCCAUGGAAGAGAAGAAGAAAUACUCUAGAACAGAGAAUGCCAUUGAAGGCUAUGGGAGUGACAUGGUUCUUUCAGAGGAUCAAAUUCUCGAUUGGACUGACCGGUUAUAUCUUUUGGUAAAUCCACAAGAUCAGCGAAAGCUUGAAUUUUGGCCCAAAAAUCCUGAAAACUUCAGGGAAAUCUUAGCGGAAUAUACCAUAAAGUUAAAACAGAUGAAUGAAGCCCUGCUUCGGGCAAUGGCAAGGUCAUUGAACUUAAAGGAUGAUUGCUUCGUGAACCAGUGUGGAGGGGAACAAACAGUAAUGUUCACAAGAUUUAACUUAUAUCCUCCCUGCCCAAGGCCUGAUUGUGUUCUUGGCCUCAAACCACAUGCAGAUGGAUCGGCAAUGACCAUACUCUUGCCAGACAGAGAGGUGGAAGGCCUUCAGUUCUGGAAAGAUGUUCAAUGGGUCCGAGUUCCCAUCAUUCCUCAUGCUUUUCUCAUAAAUGUUGGUGAUCAAAUGGAGAUAAUGAGUAACGGAUUAAUCAAAAGCCCGGUGCAUAGGGUGAUCACCAACUCGGAAAGGGAGAGGAUGUCUCUGGCUAUGUUCUGUGCCCCAGGAUCAGACAAGGAGAUCGGACCGGUAGAGGGGCUUAUCACCGAGGCAAGGCCAAGGUUAUACAAGACAGUGAAAAAUUAUGUUGACAGCUAUUUUCAAUACUUUCAGAAAGGGUUGAGGCCAAUUGAUGCUGUGAAAAUUUAAUCCCUCACUGCUUUAAUCUGCAGUUGUUUACAUGCAGAAAUGAGUGUUGAGCUUUCCAAUUAUGAGGCAAUUCUAAACAUGUUCUGUGCCUCGAUUGUCUGAAUCUUCUUCCUUUCCUUUAAAAUACAAUGACGGGUGAUCAAUAAUGAGGGAACAGGUAUACAAUGA
Messenger RNA from Malania oleifera, 1356 nucleotides. RefSeq names its product protein SRG1-like. NCBI's taxonomy places the organism in Eukaryota, Viridiplantae, Streptophyta, Magnoliopsida, Santalales, Ximeniaceae. Bases 160 to 1188 code for a protein of 342 amino acids. The transcript has 4 exons. The record is from RefSeq and is a predicted model, not a curated record.